UAAGCAGAGAGAGCUGCAUCUUUUGAGCACAUUCAGCUUGCAGCAGUUCAAGAGGCAGGCGGGCAGAGUAGAGAGGGGGGAAGAGCAGCAGUACCUCACAGGAGGGACGAAACCACAUCUCUCGCUCCCUCAAACACACGCCCUCAGACGUCACACUUGCAUUUGUGAGGAGGCUCAGGAGGAGGAACACCACAAGCACACGCUGUUUUGCUGGCGUAGCUUUGGAGAGCUGUCUCUUGAAGACUGGACCAGAGCUGCAUCCAUCGCCUCAUCCACCCUUUUCACCUUGCUUUCCAUUCCUACACAGAAGCAGCCUUACAUCAAUAGCCCUCAGUUAUUUGGACUGAUUUACUGUCAUUCAUCUAACCUCUGAUCAGGGAGCUUCUCUCUGUAACCAUCUCUGCCUCUGUCUCUGCUCUCCUUCAGUCAGCCAGGAAAAUUCGAGGAACAUUUAGAGAGCAACUCACCAACCGCCUAAGGGACCACUUUCAACUGCAAUCAUGAACUUCCUCCGACGUCGUCUCUCUGACAGCACCUUCAUGUCCAACCUGCCCAAUGGCUACAUGACAGACCUCCAGAGGCCGGAUUCACCUGCACCUCCACCCCCUACUACCACCUCACCUUCCCAGCAGGGUGCAGCCCCUGCCACGGCACCUGUCCCUGCCCAGUCCCCAACCAAAGCCCCAGCACCAUCCCAAGUGCCAGCCAGCUCCCCUGCAGCUCAGGAGCGACGUGCAUCCCAGCCGGCUCAGCCGCCUCAACAGUCUUCUAGUGGUUCUUCUGGCUUCUUCAGCUCCUUCAGCUCCAUCACCAACGCGGUCAAACAGACGGCCGCGUCUGCCGCCGGGUUUGUGGAGCAGUCGGCUCCCUCACCAUCUCUCUCUAAGAAGUUCAAGAUCCUGUUGGUCAUUGAUGAGCCCCAGCAUGAGUGGGUCAAAGUGUUCAGGGGAAAGAAGGUCCUUGGAGACUACGACAUCAGAGUGGAGCAGGCCGAGUUCUCCGAGGUCAACCUCGUCUCACACUCAAAUGGAACCUGUAACGUGGACAUGCUGGUCAUCAGGAGUGGGACCAAAGUGGUCAGGUCUUUCAGGCCUGACUUUGUGUUGGUGCGUCAGCACGCCUUCAGCAUGACCCAGAACGAGGACUUCAGGAACCUGAUCAUCGGUCUGCAGUACGCCGGCAUCCCCUCGGUCAACUCUCUGGACUCCAUCUACAAUCUAUGUGACAAACCUUGGGCUUUUUCUCAGCUGAUCAAUAAUCAGAAGAGGCUUGGCUCAGAUAAGUUCCCUCUCAUUGAUCAGACUUUCUACCCCAACUACAAAGACAUGAUUACAACACCGAGCUUCCCAGUGGUGGUGAAGAUUGGACAUGCUCACUCUGGAAUGGGAAAGGUCAAAGUGGACAAUAUAAAUGAUUUCCAGGACAUUGCAAGUGUGGUCGCCAUCACCAAGACCUACUGCACCACAGAGCCAUUUAUAGACGCCAAGUACGACAUCAGGGUCCAGAAGAUCGGCACUGACUACAAAGCAUACAUGCGAACAUCAAUCUCCGGUAAUUGGAAGAGCAACACGGGAUCUGCCAUGUUGGAGCAAGUAGCCAUGACUGACAAGUAUAAGCUGUGGGUCGAUACCUGUUCAGAGAUCUUCGGAGGGCUGGACAUCUGUGCCAUUAAAGCCAUCUGCGGCAAGGACGGUAACGACUACGUUACUGAGGUUGUGGGUUCAUCUAUGCAGUUAAUCGGCGAUCACCAGGCCGAGGACCGCCAGCUCAUCUCUGAGGUGGUGCUCACUAAAAUGAACCAGGCACUGGUCGCCCGGUCGUCCUCGGCUUCCCGCUCGCCCGCUCGCUCUCCUCAGAGUGGGAAAGCGACCACUGUGCAGCCUCAGCAGAGUGCUGCCCUCAAGGAAGGAGUGGCAGAUCCAAACAGGACCUCAGGCCAGCGCCCUCCGUCUCAAGUGAAAUCAAAGAGCGUGGACCCGUCAUCAGAGGCGGUUAAGAAAGUGUCUGAACCUGUACCAAAGCCCGAUCAGGCCCAGAAACCUGGUCCAGGUCCAGCUCAGAAACCAGCUCAGACUCAGAAGCCCGGCCCGGUCCAAAAGUCUCAGUCAGUCACAAGACCUCCUGUGCCGAGGCCUCCCCCCAUGACAAGAGCCCCAUCUGUGGCAAAGUCCGCUCCAGAUUCUUCCUCUUUCCCAUCUCCAGCCAAAACUUCACCAUCAUCCCCAGCUAAAGUAGCAGCGGCUGUGGCAGCUCCAGGCUCUCCCUCAACCAAAUCAGCAGCAGCUGCAGCCUCCACUCCAGCCCCAGUCGCUUCCUCCACCCAAUCUCCUACAAUAGAGCAGCCCAAGCCCCAGCCUCAAGGCUCCCCGUCACCAGCUCCUGGCAAACCCAAAGAGCUGCCCCCCAAACCCACACCACCUGCAAAGCCCAUCCCACCUGUGCGCAGGAAUUCAAAGCCUCACAUCCAGCCAAAGCCACAAACCCCGCCUCCUCCCAAAGCUUCACCCAAACCCCAGCCAGAUCCCCAAGCAGCCACUCAGGCCUCAGACGCUGCCUCAGCCUCUUCCUCAGCACAAGUUCAGUCCCCACCUCACGCCCAGUCUCCAGCUAAGGCUCAGCUCCAGGCCAAGAACCCCGAGUCUGACGCAGCUGAAGCAGCUGCCGCUCCCGCUGAGGUCCCUGCUGAGGCCCCUGCUGAGGCCCCCGCUGCUGUGGAAGAACAGCCAGCUUCAGGGCAAAAGACCCAUCCUCUGCUGAAUAAGUCCCAGUCCCUGACCAAUGCCUUCAACGCUUUCAGCGACUCCUCUUUCUUCCGCGGGGUCUCGAGCUCUGCAGGCGACGGCCAAGACGAGGCAAAGGCAGAGACCAUUCGCAAUCUCCGAAAGUCCUUCGCCAGCCUUUUCUCUGACUAGAUACAGCCCGAAGCCAUAGUCAGGCCCUCUUUGAUUAAUCCUGGCCCCUGUUUCGUCUUCGGCCAGCCACUCGAUUGACAUUAAAUGUGAACCGGUCUGAGAUUAAAAAUGUGUGUGUUAACUGUACUGUAUUCCCCCCUCCGUCCGAGUCCCUCUGCUCCUCCACCUUCGGCGUCUCUGUGUGAGUAACAGUGAGGCCUGCCGGGUGGGAUGUUCAGCAAUUGAUCCUGUGCCAGAGCAAAUGGACCCAAGGAGUUACGUCAUUGAAAUAGAAUAGAAACAGAUUGACUGGAGUAUAAAAGGAAUAAAAAUCUUUAUUUUUCCCAGAGCAAACCCUAUAAAAAAACACACUAACAGUAUAUUAUUCAUGACUACAAAUGGAAUGUACAUACAACAUAUAUAUAUAGAUAUAUAUAUAUAGAUAUAUAUAUUAUACAGUAAAUGAAUAUCAACACAUAAAUCUAGUUGCACUUUUCACACCUGUCAGUGGCAUAACUCUUUCACUCAGUGGCUGGAUUUAUCCACAUUUAAAAAUAAAAUAAUAUAAUAUAUUCACAUUAUUUGAUGGGUUUUCCCAUCAGGUGAAAACGUUUGACUACUCGUGUAAAUCCAGCCACUGUGUCUCUGGUCCUUGGUUACUGCUCGUCACUGCUGUCCCCCCCCACUCCCCUUUAUUUUGUGUCCAAAGUUAAUUGUCGUCUGUGGGAGUUGGAAAUAAUGUGUGUGUGUGUGUGUGUGUGUGUGUACAUCUGUGCUCAGUUGUUAUGCAUGGCUCCUCCAAGUGGCUCGGUGUGACUUUUGGAGACGAAAGGAGCUCUAUCAGUGUUUGAGUUUUACCCUCCGUUGCCUCUCUCUAUCUAUCUCUCUCCCUCUCUCUCUCUCUCUCUCUAGAUGUUGUAGCCUUAUUGUGAGCUAUUCACAGCUUCGCUUGUUAGUUGUGCAGACCUGAGUCCAUUACAGCUUGGAAUUCCUUCAUUUACAACAACAGUUUUCAAGAUCAAUUUGUAGGUAGAUUCUGGAGCGUUCAGGACUCUGGGGAUGUCUCGUAACAUUUUAGACCAGGGGGGUGUCAAACUGAAAUGACCUGGGGGUCAAUGAGCUUCUAGACUGGUCUAGAGGGGGCGGGUCUAGGAAAAGAAAUCGAGCGGCAAUAUUUCCUCGGUUAAGAUAUUCAUGGUGAUAUUUCACAGAAUUCCAAAGUAAAAGUGCUUGUUUUGACAUGGAAUGAUCUAUACUUCACAAUAAAAGCAUAUUGAUGACAGCAAAAUAAAUCCAUUACUGGCAAAAACGGAGAAGUAAAUCUAAAAAAUGAAGUAAAUAAUAAUGCUGACAACUAUAAUCAAAACACCUACCAAGCUUUUAUGUAUGUAUAUAUAUAUACAUGUAUAUGUAAUUUAAUGUUGAAUGUAACACAUUACAUGUUAGUAUUAUAAAAAUACAAGUAAGAGGAGAUCGGGGACCACGUUUUCUUUAUAAUGUGAGAUUAAGUUGUAAUCGAUUUGGGGAGGGGGGGGGCCUGCAUGUGGCCCAUGGGCCGCCAGUUUGACACCUUUGUUUUAGACUGACUGAAUAAAUCAACCCUCGCAGGUAAAUGAAUGCGUUCCAAUCCGUUGCUCAGCGUCUGUUGCUGUAACUGGUGAUUUCCUGUUUCACCUCUGUGUGUAGAUUUAUCAACAGUAUUGUACUUUGUUGGUUAUUCUCAUGAAAAAGACACUCGAGACGAGUCUGUCACGACUGUCGGACACUGUCGACGUGCUAUAAAUAAUAGAUAUGAUCAUACAUACAAUACAGGACCUGUGUAUCCGUUUGGUUCCUUAACACUUACUCUACAUUCCCACGUAAGAUUCCGUUCAGUGGCGACUCUCCAGGUUGUUGUUUACUGCACUUAGAUGCCGGGUUUUAGAUUUAUAUAUGCUGUAUUUUAAAAGUGUUUGGUUUUGGAUUGCAGGAUUACAGAAUUCAGAGCAACCUGGAAUAAAUUUACCCGGUCAUUCUUUGUUACGUUGCCACCUUUCAGUUUCAUAUGUGUCGAAAAAAUUUAAAUAUAUAUAUAUAUAUAUAUAUGAACGGUAUACCAGCCUCUCCGCUUCAUCAUCGUUAAGUACUAAUGUUGCUAGUAAACUAUAACACAUUGUAUUUGUAUGUAUGAACGUGUCAUCUCAGGAGUUUAUUUUUUGUAAUAUAUUGACUGAUUUAUUUUUUCGAGGUUCCAUAUUUAUGGUAGAGUAUAUUCUUUGUUUUGUAUUGUGUUUUUAAUCGUAAUGCAAUACGGCUUUGCAUGAUCUGGUGACUGAUGAUGAUGGUGUUCUUUUUUCUGUACAGAUUAAAGUGAAUAAAGAUGUGGUUCCAUCGUG
This is a messenger RNA of Solea senegalensis (Senegalese sole), 5266 nucleotides long. It is a transcript of the gene syn2b, whose product is annotated as synapsin IIb. The record is from RefSeq and is a predicted model, not a curated record. Gene Ontology annotation, cellular component: synaptic vesicle membrane; synaptic vesicle. Gene Ontology annotation, biological process: neurotransmitter secretion. Gene Ontology annotation, molecular function: ATP binding. Lineage: Eukaryota; Metazoa; Chordata; Actinopteri; Pleuronectiformes; Soleidae. The transcript is spliced from 13 exons. The coding region runs from base 501 to 2912 and encodes 803 amino acids.